AUGAAUACACAUAAAGAAGAGACACCAUAUUGCAUUGUAUUGCACUGUAGAAUCGAGAGAGUGGCUGCACACAGCUGCACAUUAGAAUUUUUUUUUUUCAAUAAAAGAUAUUGUUUAUUAUGGCCACCAUAACGAAAUUAGCUAAAAUGAAUUUUGUGAGUAGACGCUUGUAUAGUUCCAAAGUCAAAUUAAACGAUGUUGUAAUAGUAAGUGCUGUGCGUACCCCAAUGGGUUCUUUUCUUGGAUCUCUUUCAAGCAUGUCAGCUACUAAGCUCGGUGCAAUAGCUGUGCAAACAGCUAUUGAAAGAGCAGGUAUUUCCAAAGAACAAGUCAAGGAAGUAUACAUGGGCAAUGUCUGUCAAGGUUUUUUGGGUCAAGCACCAGCUAGACAAGCUGUAUUAUUUGCAGGUCUUCCAAAGUCAACAAUAUGCACAACUGUGAACAAGGUUUGUGCAAGUGGCAUGAAAAGUGUCAUGCUGGCUUCUCAAUCGUUGCAAUGUGGCCAUCAAGAGGUUGUUUUAGCUGGUGGUAUGGAAUCUAUGUCCAAUGUACCAUAUUAUUUAGCACGUGGUGAAACAUCGUAUGGUGGAGUAAAACUUGAGGAUGGCAUUGUAUUUGAUGGAUUAACUGAUGUUUAUAAUAAAUGUCACAUGGGUAACUGUGCUGAAAACACUGCUAAAAAAUUAAAUAUCACUCGUCAGCAACAAGAUGAAUAUGCUAUCAGCAGUUAUAAGCGCAGUGCAGCAGCUUAUGAUAAUAAUGUAUUUAAAGAUGAACUUGUAUCUGUCAAUGUACCUCAAAAGAAGGGUAAACCAGACAUAAGUUUCACUGCAGAUGAAGAAUAUAAAAGAGUCAACUUUGAGAAGUUUGGAAAAUUGAGCACAGUUUUCCAGAAAGAGAAUGGUACAGUAACAGCUGGAAAUGCAUCCACUUUAAAUGAUGGUGCUGCUGCUUUAAUCUUAAUGACCAGUGACGCUGCUCAAAAACUAAAUGUGAAACCGCUGGCUAGAGUUGUCGCUUUUCAGGACGCGGCGACGGAUCCUAUAGAUUUUCCAAUCGCCCCAGCUCUUGCUGUGCCAUCGCUCCUUCAAAAUGCUGGAGUUAAUAAAAAUGAUAUAGCUCUGUGGGAGAUCAAUGAAGCAUUCAGCGUAGUAGUUGUAGCAAAUCAGAAAUUACUUGACAUCGAUCCUACUAAAGUAAAUAUUCAUGGUGGUGCCGUUUCGCUUGGACAUCCUAUAGGCAUGUCAGGAGCACGUAUCGUAGUACACUUGGUACAUGCUCUCAAAGCUGGAGAAAAAGGCGUCGCAUCAAUUUGCAACGGAGGCGGUGGUGCGUCAUCAAUCUUGAUUGAGAAAUUGUAAGUUCGUAAAUCAUCACGGUGAUCCAACAUCAUCAACGAUAUAAAUCAUGUAUAAAGAAAAGUAAUUAUUUUUAUACUACAAAACUAUAUGCUGUUAAAACAAUAUUCUAGAGUUUUAUACCUUUUUUAAUUUGAAUUAAAUAAGUAAAAUUUAUUGUUGUAUAAAAACGUUUUACAUUUUUCUAUGACACACACACACACACACACACACACACACACACACACACACACACACACACAAAAUAUGUGUAAUAUAAAAUGGCUUGCAAUUGACACAUGAAAGUACAUUUAAACAAAAAAAUAUUUUUUACUGUAUACUUUUGCUGUAUAUUUUAUUAUUGCUCAAAGCAUAUCUUUCGCAUAGCAAACUAACGCUAUUUGUCAUCAUUUUAAUGUCAAAAUGACAUCUUUGACGACAUUUUAACAUCAAAAUGACCUAGCUUGCUAUCUUAUAUACUUUGUUGUUGUUAAUACAAAAAUAAACCUUUCUAUCAACGGCUUGA
Monomorium pharaonis (pharaoh ant) is the source of this 1863-nucleotide messenger RNA. RefSeq names its product acetyl-CoA acetyltransferase, mitochondrial (gene Acat1). Gene Ontology annotation, biological process: fatty acid beta-oxidation. The transcript is spliced from 8 exons. Gene Ontology annotation, molecular function: acetyl-CoA C-acetyltransferase activity. The record is from RefSeq and is a predicted model, not a curated record. Lineage: Eukaryota; Metazoa; Arthropoda; Insecta; Hymenoptera; Formicidae. Bases 120 to 1361 code for a protein of 413 amino acids.